This is a messenger RNA of Panicum virgatum (switchgrass), 2037 nucleotides long. RefSeq lists its product as uncharacterized. The transcript is spliced from 2 exons. Bases 847 to 2037 code for a protein of 396 amino acids. The record is from RefSeq and is a predicted model, not a curated record. NCBI's taxonomy places the organism in Eukaryota, Viridiplantae, Streptophyta, Magnoliopsida, Poales, Poaceae.
GUUUGUGGAUCAUAUCCGUCCAUGUAUGCUGCUCUGUUUUGUCAGAUAUGUCAGUUACCAACUGGGUUUGUGAAUGCACACAUUGAAUUGUUGAUUCUAGUACUGAUUAUGUGUAUGCAUAAUAGAAUUUUUGUUUCUUGAAUUAAAUAAGUUGUUCUGGAACCUUAUUACUCCCCUCAAUUUAUGAAAAAAUAAAUUAUGUAACUAACAAUUAUGUGCCACUUUUCAAAGGAUAGGAUGGCAAACGACCGUAGUUGGAUGUACACUGGGCGUAGGAAUCGGUAUGAGAUUAGUGAGGAGUGGAUGCAGAAAACCACAGAGUUUGUGGAUCAGGCAUUCGCUAGAGAAUCUCAGGACCACGUGCUUUGCCCAUGUAACUAUUGUGGGAAUUCAAGACCCCAAAUGCGCCAAACAAUGGUCUCACACCUAUGCAAGCAUGGAUUUUGCCCAGAUUAUGAUGUGUGGGUAUACCAUGGAGAGACUGGGCAGGUUCGAGAGGAUGUGGUGAGGCAGCAUAUUGAAGAAAUGAAUGACCAUGAAGCUGGUAGGUUAGAUGACAUGAUAGAUGAUGUUCGUGAUGCAUAUGUCUCUGUUGGAGAUGAGGAGCCAGAGCCCACAGCACAAGCAUUCUAUAAGAUGCUGCGUGCAUCAUCUCAGCCUCUCCAUGAGCAUACAACAGUCUCUCAGCUAGAUGCAAUCACUUGACUUCUAGCAGUCAAAUCACAAUAUGGCAUAACCAUUUCAGGGUUUGAUGCAUUAAUUAGUGUGCUAUGCACAAUCCUCCCUCAUGGUCACAAGCUACCACCCAACCUUUAUGAGGCAAAGAAAUUCCUAGGUGCAUUGAACAUGCCUUACGAGAAGAUAGAUGUGUGCCCGAAUAAUUGCAUGCUCUUCAGGAAGGAAAAUGCAAAUAAAGAUCACUGUGAUAAGUGUGGUCAAUGUAGGUAUGUGGAGGUCCAGGGCCGCGAUGGUCAGAAAAGACAACUUAACAUUGCAAGGAAGGUCCUCCGGUAUUUACCUAUCAUUCCUCGACUUCAGCGACAAUACAUGUCCGAGAGUCAAGCCAAACACAUGACUUGGCACAAGUAUGGCCAUCGAGACCACCCUAACAAAAUGGUUGACCCUUCAGAUGCUGAAGCAUGGCAGCAAUUCGAUAAAGACUUCCCUGACUUUGCUUUAGAUGCACGGAAUGUUAGGGUUGCUAUAGCAACAGAUGGGUUCAAUCCAUUUAGUAUGGUAGCCUCACCAUAUAGUUGUUGGCCUGUGUUUGUCAUUCCCCUAAAUCUUCCACCUAGCCUUAUAAUGCAAAAGAAUAACAUCUUCCUUAGUCUACUAAUCCCUGGACCCAAAUAUCCUGGGAAGAAUUACAGUGUAUUCAUCGAGCCCUUGGUUGAUGAUCUCAUUUAUGCCUUUGAGCAUGGCGUGUUGACAUAUGAUUGGGCUACAAAGAAGAACUUCAAAAUGCGUGUAUCUUACUUAUUCUCAAUCCAUGAUCUUCCAGCCUUGGGGCUAUUUUCAGGUCUCUGUGUCCAUGGAAAAUCACCAUGCCCAGAUUGCAGAGAGGGUCUAAAAGGGAUCUGGCUUAAGUAUGGUGGAAAAUUCUCAUUCUUUGAUUGCCAUCGACAAUUUCUUCCAAUGGAUCCCCGAAAGUUAACCAGUGAUGAGGUCCGUGCCCAAAUAGAUCAGCUUGUCCCACUUGAUGAGGGUGGGUUUGAUAAAUUUGGUGAGGAGCACAAUUGGACCCACAUUCCUGGCUUGUCGAGGCUGCCAUAUUAUCACAAACUACUUCUUCCUCACAACAUUGAUGUCAUGCACAAUGAGAGAAAUGUCAUGGAGGCAAUUUUUAACAUGGGCUUUGACAUUAGAGAUAAGACAAAGGAUAAUGUGAAGGCUCGGCUUGAUCAGGCAGUGCUAUGCAACAGGCCAUCUCUAAAUAUGGUGCAAAAGGAAGCUACAGGGAAGUGGGUGAAGCCAAGAGCUGAUUUCUGCCUAACUAGACCACAGAGAAAGGAGGUACUCGAAUGGUUCGGACCUUGA